This is a messenger RNA of Aspergillus aculeatinus CBS 121060, 1995 nucleotides long. RefSeq names its product S53 family peptidase. Bases 1 to 1953 code for a protein of 650 amino acids. NCBI's taxonomy places the organism in Eukaryota, Fungi, Ascomycota, Eurotiomycetes, Eurotiales, Aspergillaceae. Gene Ontology annotation, biological process: proteolysis. Gene Ontology annotation, molecular function: tripeptidyl-peptidase activity; serine-type endopeptidase activity. The transcript has 9 exons. The record is from RefSeq and is a predicted model, not a curated record.
AUGAAGUUUCUGUCCUCCUUCGUCGCAUUGUCCUUGGCGGCAUUGUCGGGGGCUCUCCCUGCAUCUGAUCAUGUCGUCCAUGAAAAGCGCAGUAGCGCCUCUACCCUGUGGCAGAAGGCUGCUCGUGUGAACGGGACCGAGAACGUGAUUGUGCGAAUCGGGUUGACUCAAAACAACCUCGACCGCGGGUAUGAAUACUUGAUGGAUGUAUCAGACUCAGUUUCUCCUAACUACGGAAAGUUCUGGACGCCAGAGAAAGUGGCCGAGACCUUUGCUCCCUCGAAUGAAACCGUCACUGCUGUGAGGCAAUGGCUCAUCGAAGCCGGGGUUGACAGCUCUCGGCUUUCCCAGACAAAGAACAAGGCUUGGAUUGUUUUCAACGCGACGACUGCAGAGGCAGAGACUCUCCUUCACACCCAGUAUUAUCAUUACAAGAACGCGGUCACUGGUUCGACCGCCAUUGCUACCGAUCAAUAUCGUCUUCCCCAGUCUGUCACGCAGCACGUCGACUACAUCAAGCCCGGUGUGAUCCUGCCACUGACUUCGAGAAAGCGUCAGGCCGGCCGAAAGCCUCUGCGGUACCAGCCUGCCAAGAAAACUACCCCGAACCCCUCCUCUCUUGCCACCUGUGAUGAAGCUAUUACCCCAGCUUGUGUGGCGGCAUUGUACAAAAUUCCUGGGGCAAGCAAAGAUGUGAGCCCCAAGAACUCACUCGGGAUCUUCGAGGAGGGCGACUACUACGCCCAGGAGGACUUGGAUUUAUUUUUCAAGAACUUCACACGCUGGAUUCCCAGUGGGACGCAUCCCAAGCCUGCAUUUAUCGACGGGGCCGAGGCACCUGUUCCGGUUGAUGAGGCCGGAGCAGAGUCGGACCUGGACUUCCAGCUGGCAUACCCCAUUGUUUACCCCCAGGAAAUCACAUUGUUCCAGAAUGAUGACUACAACUACGCUAGUGAAGAGAUCUACACCUCGGGGUUCUUUAACACCUUUCUCGAUGCGCUUGAUGGGGUCCCUCAGUCAUAUUGUACCUACUGUGCGGACGGCGAAUGCGGCGAUGCAUCGGGCCUUGACCCUGUCUACCCCGACACAAACCAAGGAGGGUACACCGGACAGCUGAUGUGCGGCACCUACAAGCCCACCAACGUUAUCUCUAUCUCCUACGGCCUGCAGGAAGACGAUCUUCCGGAAUAUUAUCAGAAACGCCAGUGCAACGAGUUCCUCAAACUCGGUCUUCAGGGUACUUCUAUCCUGAUCGCCUCCGGCGACGACGGCGUCGCGGGCCCGCCGGGCGAUUAUACCGACGACGGAUGUCUUGGAAACGGAACCAUCUUCAGUCCCGCGUUCCCCAACAGUUGCCCGUGGGUCACCAACGUCGGUGCGACAAAACUGUAUCCAGGGUACACUGUCGCCGACGGCGAGAGCGCCGCCUACGACCCGAUCGGCGACCCAUACUCCAUCGCGUAUGCCUCCGGAGGCGGCUUCAGCAACAUCUAUCCUAUCCCAAGCUAUCAAGCGGCGGCUGUCGCUGAGUACUUCAAAAACCACAACCCACCCUACCCAUACUACAAGGGCGCAGCCAACAUAGGCAAGAACGGCGGGCUCUACAAUCGACUGGGCCGCGGAUACCCCGACGUCGCCGCCAACGGCGACAACAUCGCUAUGUUCAAUGCGGGCGGGUACAUUCUUGAGGGCGGUACGAGUGCUAGUACCCCCAUCUUCUCUUCGGUGAUCAACCGCAUCAUCGAGAAGCGCAUUGCCGCCGGCAAGGGCCCCGUGGGGUUCCUGAACCCGGUGCUCUAUCGCAAUGCGGAUGCGCUGAACGACAUCACCAACGGGACGAAUCCCGGCUGCGGGACGGAUGGAUUCUCGACUGCUCCUGGGUGGGAUCCCGUGACAGGACUCGGAACACCGAACUUCCCUAAGUUGCUGGAGGUGUUUUUGAGUCUGCCGUAGCGUGGAAAUACAUACGAUGGGGGAACUGAACGUACCAAUGAG